AUGUUUAUUCGACGUAUUUAUUACUUCUUAUUUAUUUUCAUUAUUCCGAUUUUAACUUGUCCAAUUCCAUUCGACAUCCAAUCGAAGUGCCGAUGUGCAAUCACGGAAAAUGGCCGUGUCUAUAUCUAUUGCGCUCGCAAACAAUUAACAGAUAUUCCUCGAUUUAAUAACAGCAAUAUCAUCUUCGAUGAACUUGUCCUAUCCGGUAAUCGUAUAUCAAUUGUACAUAAAAAUGCUUUUAAUGGUUUGAAAUUACGUAAACUUGAAUUUCAAUCCAAUCCGAUUCAAUCAAUCGAAAGCAACGCUUUUAGUGAUUUAUCAAAUUAUCUCGAAGAAUUCAUCUUUUCUACGACAAUCUUUUCUUCGCAAUUGACAACUGAUACAUUUGUCCAAAUUCUAUCUGAACUACCCAAUUUAAAACGUUUACUUUUACGUUCAUUUGACUUGUCAAAUUCGUUUAAUCUGACGACGAAUAAACCUAUCUUAACAUCGAGAAAAUUAACACAAUUGUCCUUACAAUCAUGCUCAAUAAAUCAAAUCGAUGAUAUCGAAACAUUUGUGAAUCUCUUUCCGAACCUAGAACGAUUGGAUUUAUCGGAAAAUCGCUUCGAAUAUUUCAAUAUUCCAUUGGUUUUAUCGUUGAAAAAAUUGAAAACAUUGAACUUGAGUAAAAACAAAAUUCGCCACUUGAAUAUUCAUCGUUCAUUAUCAGCAACAACAUUUCAUCCAUCAAAUUCUUUAAUCGAACUUGACUUGUCAUAUAAUGGGAUCGAAACAAUCGAUGAACAUAUAUUCGAACUCAUCUCCUCACAAUUGGAAAUCUUGAAUCUUCGAAACAAUGAAUUAGUCACCGAGAAACACCUGACAUUUCUCAUUCAUUUGUAUUACCUACGUGAAUUCUACUUUGAUUACAAUCGUUUGGAAACAAUCAAUCAAUUAUAUCUGCCAUUGAAUUUGAAAAUUUUAUCGUUAAAACACAAUCGUUUGAAUUAUAUCAAUUUAUCCAUUUUAACGCGACUUGGACACUUAGAGAAGCUGUAUCUUUCGUCGAAUCGUAUAACUCAAUGGUCAUCAACGAUGAGCAGUAUAUUUCCCUCGUUGGAAAUCCUCGAACUCGAUCGAAACCAUUUGUCGUUGAUCGAAGGAUUAAAUGCACCGAAAUUGAAACAAUUGAAUUUAGAUGCAAAUUUUCUCAGUCAUCAGAUCGAAAAGAAAACAUUCGCUAAUUUACCAAUUCUUGAACGGCUUCAUCUACGCGAUAAUCAGAUUCAAGUGAUUGAUAGCCACGCAUUUCGAAAUACACGUUUGCAAAUACUCGAUCUGUCAAAUAAUAGUUUAACAGCCAUUCCGUAUUUAAUCAAUCUCAAUGAAACGUUACAAAGUUUAUCCCUUCGGCGUAAUCAAAUAUGUAUCAUUGAUCAAGCAAUUCUAAACUAUUAUCAAACCUUACAAACACUAGAACUCGACCAAAAUCCUUUACAUUGUGAUUGUCAUUUAGGACAAAGUACUCACGAUCUAUUUCGUACGAAACUCAAAGUCACCGGUCAAUGUCAAUCACCACCGGACCGACAACAUAUUAAUCUUGUCGAUCUACCCAAUGAACAAUUACCAUGUAGCUACAUGACUUUACCUCAGUGUGCAACCAUGAUUAAAUCCUCACCCGAAACUACGAGCAGCACAACAGUGAAAAUAACAACGAACAAUUUAGUUGAAGAAUUAAUCGAAGAUACGCACGAUCAACAACAACAACAGCAACAAUCGUCUACGAGCACAGGAACUGUAACAGAAGAAUUAAUUAUCGAAAGAAUUCGAAUAUCGAACUUGAUCGUCCGACCAACACUCGAUCGAUCGCAGUUAAUUAUUCAAUGGGAAUUGUAUCCAUUGUUGAAUGGCGAGAAUUCAAAUGAAGAUUUUCGUCGAACUUAUUAUAAAAACCAUGAAUUAUAUGGAUUUAAGAUUAGUUCGAAUUCGCCCAUCUACAAAAUGAGCGAACUGCUCGAUGUUCUACAACGGAACUAUACGAUCGAUUACAUCCAACACGGUGAAAUCUGUUUAUUUCUCUUGCGAAAAAGUGACUAUGAAAAGUUUUGCAAACAAAUACAAUUUCCACUAAUUGAUCUACCGAAUCAAGCGAUCAAGUCUUCAUUGAUCAAUGAUUCCAAGCAGACUUGGUAUACGAUCGAACCAACAAAAAGUAUCCUAAUCGGUUCAUUAUUCGGCAUCAUAUUUGUCUUCGCUCUACUCAUCUUCGCAAUUCUAAUCAUCACACGUUGUCCACAGCUGUUAUUUUGUCAGAAGAAUUCCUCAAAAUAUCAUCAAAACAAUGAUUCAAAAAGCGAAACACUUCUGGUGCGUCCAACUCCAACAAAUAUGGCUCCCUGGUUAUCCCCCACAGGACAAUUGACACUACCUCACCCACCUGUUCACCAUCGGCAUCAGCAACACUCUCGACCGAUCAGUUAUCAAGCAAGUCUUUCUACUCAGUGUACAUGUCCAACACAUUAUCAUAGCAGUGGUUCCUCGUCCACUGACGCAAGUUCGAAUUUUACUCCCGCACCGAACUAUCAUAUCUAUCAAGAAAUCUUACACGAUGACUACAAUUCACAGAUGCUGGCAAACAAUUACCGGACUUGCCGACCACUCCAUAUCGAUACAAACUCACCGCCAACAUCCACAUCGACUAACAUGACAACAAUGACUAAUCCUGAACAGUGUCAACUUUGUUCACUUAGUGUACUUGUAUAG
Molecule: messenger RNA, 2745 nt
Organism: Adineta ricciae
Lineage: Eukaryota; Metazoa; Rotifera; Eurotatoria; Adinetida; Adinetidae
Source: the annotation of a GenBank genome assembly